UCGCACUCUCAUACCUUAAGAAAAAAGAUCCAUAUUUUUUUUGUGUGUGUAUACUUCCAAACUCCUCCCUCCCUCUGGCUUUAAUAACAAGCCAUCAGGACUCAAAAGUUUUGCGUCAAACAUCAAGUCCUUGCUUCGAUUUCAUGCAUCCACACCCUCAAAACCCUUACCAUCUCAACCGGCAUGGCCAUUUUUCCAUUUCUCAAGCCUUAAAUCUACAUCCAUUCACCAUUUUGUUCUUCUUUGAGUUCAUGUUUUAGAUUUUUGGCGGCCAGAGUUUGAAGCCGCCUCCUUCCUCCUGACGUGCAUUGUUUCCAUGCAUUCUCUCCAUAGACACUGCACUCAACUCAGAUAACCCAAGCAGUAUCAUCACCAUAAAACUAUAAAGGUGGUAACCCAAGCAGGAGAGCAACAGAGAAGAAAACGCAAAUGAAGAUAUCCAGGAGCAUUCCUUGCACGUCGGUCCUCCUUGUCCCAUUCCUCUUCAUGGCCAUGGUCUCUUUCUUGAAGACCGCCACUUCCCUCUCCCCUGAUGGCAAGUCCCUGCUCUCCCUCUUAGCCGCCGCCGCCGCCACCUCGUCGUCCUCCGUCCUCCUCCCCUCAUGGGACCCGUCCGACCCUGACCCCUGCUCCUGGAAGGGAGUCACCUGCUCGCCUGAGGGCAGAGUCGUCUCCCUCUCCCUCCCCAACACCUUCCUCAACCUCUCCCACAUCCCUCCAGAGCUCUCCUCCCUCACCUCCCUCCAACUCCUCAACCUCUCCUCCGCCAACAUCUCCGGCCCCAUCCCCGCCUCCCUCGGCGCCUUGUCCUCCCUCCGCCUCCUCGACCUCUCCUCCAACUCCCUCUCCGGCGCCAUCCCCUCCCAGCUCGGCUCCCUCUCCUCCCUUCAGUUCCUCCUCCUCAACUCCAACCACCUCUCCGGGCCCAUCCCCGCUACCCUCGCCAACCUCUCCUCCCUCCAGGUCCUCUGCCUCCAGGACAACCUCCUCAACGGCUCCAUCCCCUCCCAACUCGGCUCUCUCCUCUCCCUCCAGGAGCUCCGCAUCGGCGGCAACCCCUACCUCGCCGGCCAAAUCCCGCCCCACCUCGGCCUCCUCGCCAACCUCACCACCUUCGGCGCCGCCGCCACCGCCCUCUCCGGUCCCAUCCCCGCGGAGUUCGGCAACCUGGUCAGCCUCCAGACCUUGGCGCUCUACGACACCUACGUCUCCGGCUCCAUUCCGCCCGAGCUAGGCUCGUGCUCCCAGCUCACCAACCUCUUCCUGCACAUGAACAAGAUCGCCGGCUCCAUCCCCCCCGAACUGGGCAAGCUGCAGAAGCUCACCAGCCUGCUUCUCUGGGGGAAUGCAAUCGUGGGGCCCAUCCCCCCGGAGCUUUCCAACUGCUCGGCUCUGGCGGUCCUCGACCUCGCCACGAAUAAGCUCUCGGGGGCAAUCCCCGGCGAGCUCGGGAGGCUGGGUCUCUUGGAGCAGCUCCACCUCUCCGACAACAUGCUCACAGGUCCCAUCCCCGAGGAGCUGAGCAACUGCAGCAGCCUAACUGCUCUCCAGCUCGACAAGAAUGCACUGUCCGGGCCCCUUCCUCGCCGGAUUGGGAACUUGAACUUGCUGCAGAGUCUCUUCCUGUGGGGAAAUUCCAUAUCCGGAGCCAUCCCUCCAUCGCUCCGCAACUGCACCGAUCUCUACGCCCUCGACCUCUCCGAGAACAGCCUUUCCGGGACGAUCCCGAGUGAGAUUUUUGGCCUCACGAAGCUCAGCAAGUUGCUUCUUUUGGGCAACUCCUUGACCGGAGAGCUGCCCAAAAGCGUCGCCGAUUGCCAGUCUCUGGUGAGGCUCCGGCUUGGAGAGAACCAGCUAUCCGGCGAGAUCCCGAAGGACAUUGGCAGGCUUCAAAAUCUCGUCUUUUUGGAUCUCUACACCAACCGAUUCUCCGGGAAGCUGCCUGCCGAGCUUGCCAACAUCACGGUUCUGGAGCUGCUCGACGUCCACGACAAUCGCAUCACAGGAGAGAUUCCGCCGCAGCUGGGGGAGCUGAUGAACCUUGAGCAGCUCGAUCUUAGCCGCAACAGCUUCACCGGGGAAAUCCCUUCCAGCUUCGGUAAUUUCAGCUACCUGAACAAGCUCAUCCUCAGCGACAACAUGCUCGCCGGGUCGUUGCCCAAAUCUAUAGGGAACUUGCGCAAGCUGACUCUGCUAGAUUUAAGCGGCAAUAGCCUUUCGGGUCCGAUUCCUCCCGAGAUCGGCUCCUUGACGAGUCUGACGAUUGAUCUGGACUUGAGAUCCAACCAUUUUGUCGGAGAUAUCCCGCACGAGAUGUCCGGUUUGACUCAGCUGCAGUCGCUGGAUCUUUCCAGCAACAUGCUCUACGGAGGCAUCGCAGUCUUGGGUAUGCUCACAAGCCUCACUAGUCUCAACAUCUCGUACAAUAACUUCUCCGGUCCGAUUCCGGUGACUCCAUUCUUCCGAACUCUCUCGGCAAAUUCCUACCUCGAGAACCCAAAUCUCUGCGAGUCUCUCGACGGAUACACCUGUUCUUCGGACCUCGUGCGUAGAACUGCCAUGAAAUCCAUAAGAACAGCAGCUCUUGUCAGUGCCAUUCUGGGCUCCGUCGCUGUGCUGCUCGUUGCGACGUGGAUUCUGGUUGGCAGGAAAGGGAGGCUUGCAGCGGAGAAAGCAAUGGCCUCAGCAUCCUGCGGAGCUGAUGAUUUCUCGUAUCCAUGGUCCUUCAUCCCGUUUCAGAAGCUAAGCUUCAGCAUCGGCAGCAUUUUGGAGUGCAUAAAGGACGAGAAUAUCAUUGGAAAAGGGUGCUCUGGGGUCGUAUACAGAGCCGAGAUGCCGAAUGGGGAACUCGUCGCUGUGAAGAAGCUCUGGAAAUCGAAGAAGGAAGAGGAGACGGUCGAUGCAUUCGCUGCAGAGAUUCAGAUUCUUGGGCAUAUAAGGCACAGAAACAUUGUGAAGCUGCUUGGUUACUGUUCAAACAAGUGUUCCAAGCUCCUCCUCUAUAACUACAUCUCCAAUGGCAAUCUGCAGCAGCUCCUGCAAGAGAACAGGAGCUUGGAUUGGGAGACGAGGUACAAAAUCGCGGUUGGAUCGGCACAAGGUUUGGCCUAUCUCCACCAUGACUGUGUUCCGGCCAUUCUUCACAGGGAUGUCAAGUGCAACAACAUACUAUUGGAUUCAAAAUAUGAAGCUUAUUUGGCUGACUUUGGGUUGGCAAAGCUGAUGAACUCCCCCAAUUUCCAUCACGCAAUGUCCAGGGUAGCAGGCUCUUACGGCUACAUAGCACCAGAGUAUGGUUACACUACAAAUAUAACAGAUAAGAGCGACGUCUACAGCUAUGGCGUGGUCCUUCUAGAGAUUUUGUCUGGGCGCAGUGCCAUUGAACCAAUGGUUGGUGAUGGCCUCCAUAUCGUGGAGUGGGUGAAGAAGAAGAUGGGAAGCUUCGAGCCUGCGAUCAACAUCUUGGAUUCAAAGCUGCGAGGCAUGCCUGAUCAGGUAGUUCAGGAGAUGCUCCAGACGCUGGGGAUCGCCAUGUUCUGCGUCAACUCGACUCCAUCGGAGCGGCCCACCAUGAAGGAGGUGGUGGCAUUGUUGAUGGAAGUGAAAAGCCCUCCUGAAGAAUGGGGAAAGACUUCACAGCAGCCUCUCAUAAAGCCUGUGAACCAUGGUUGAUGGAUUGGUUCUUUCUUACUCAAUUCAUCCUUUUCUGAUGCAUAUCUCGAUGAUAUUUCUGUGGUGCCUGAAAGAUGGUAGAUUCUAUCCAGUCGGGAAUAGGAGGAAUAGGAGGUUUUGGGUGUUUGUUCGAUGUUUGUGAUGGGAUUGUUGUACAGUUUCUCAGAACUAUGGUUUAUUUAAGUUACUUCAUGGAAAUUCAUGCAGCAUUUUCUCUUUCUAA
Molecule: messenger RNA, 3895 nt
Organism: Phoenix dactylifera (date palm)
Lineage: Eukaryota; Viridiplantae; Streptophyta; Magnoliopsida; Arecales; Arecaceae
Biological process (GO): protein phosphorylation
Molecular function (GO): protein binding; protein kinase activity; ATP binding
Source: RefSeq, a predicted model, not a curated record